AUGGUUCCUCCUCCUACUCAUUCCAGAAUUCUAGAGAUCAACCUCAUUUCAGCUGAAGGCCUAGCCCCGGUAUGCAAAAAUAUGAAGACCUACGCUGUUGCUUGGAUCCAACAGGACCGCAAGCUGACCACAGGGGUAGACCAAAUUGGCGGAACCGAUCCAUCUUGGAAUGACAGGUUCAUGUUCCGAGUCGAUGACAAUUUUCUAAACUCUGAGGAUGCCACUAUUUGUGUUGAGAUUUAUUCGGCUGCCCGACGCCAAGAUCAACAACUCCGCCACGAGAACCGUCACGUCCGCCGUCCCUCUGGCGGCCCCCAAGGUAUUCUCAACAUGGAGGUUGCCCUUAUCGAUAGUACCAUCUGCAGCAUGCCUCAGCCAGAAGACCCUGAACUAAAAACAACCAGCAAAACCAAGGAGAAUUACGAGAAUAACGAGUCACAAAAUCACAAGUCAAAUGCAAUCGCUAAGAUAAGCCGUUCACAAAGCGACCGAACCGAGUUAACAUUAAUGGAAGAUAACUCGGAUAAAAGGCCUAAAAUGGGAUCGAUUGUUAAUGAUUGUUCAGCGGGUAAAGGCAGUGGUAGCAUGGUGAAUGGUGACUCUCUUUGUUGCUCGGACGUGGAGCUUCAGCUUCGGUUGUAG
Molecule: messenger RNA, 642 nt
Organism: Durio zibethinus
Lineage: Eukaryota; Viridiplantae; Streptophyta; Magnoliopsida; Malvales; Malvaceae
Source: RefSeq, a predicted model, not a curated record